Molecule: messenger RNA, 1439 nt
Organism: Lycium ferocissimum
Lineage: Eukaryota; Viridiplantae; Streptophyta; Magnoliopsida; Solanales; Solanaceae
Product: ferredoxin--NADP reductase, leaf-type isozyme, chloroplastic-like
Exons: 7
Coding region: 158-1060 (300 amino acids)
Molecular function (GO): oxidoreductase activity
Source: RefSeq, a predicted model, not a curated record
UGCUCUUCCAAUCUCCUCCACACAAUGCUUAAUCAACUCAUAACUCCAGAAAAAGAUCCUACUCCCCUUCCUUUGUCCUAAUAUUGUUCUUACCAACCAACAUUUUGAUACACCACUCUUAAUUUCUUAUAGUACUAUAUUUCUCAGCAUCAUAACCAUGGCUGCUGCAUUAAGUGCUUCAGUCUCUCUUCCAUCCUCUAAUUCCACUUCUCUUUCCAUCAGAACCACCUUUAUUUCCGCGGAAAAAAUCACUUUCAACAAGGUUCCUUUGUCCCACAGAAAUGUAUCAGUUGGCAGAAAAGUGUCUCCUAUUAGAGCUCAAGUCACAACAGAAGCUCCUGCAAAGGUUGAGAAGGUAUCAAAGAAACAGGACGAGGGCGUAGUUGUAAACAAAUUCAGGCCAAAGGAACCUUACAUUGGUAGAUGUCUUCUCAACACUAAGAUCACUGGAGAUGAUGCCCCUGGAGAAACUUGGCAUAUGGUCUUUUCCACUGAGGGAGAGAUACCAUACAGAGAAGGCCAAUCCAUUGGAGUGAUUCCAGAUGGUGUUGACAGUAAUGGAAAGCCUCACAAGCUCAGAUUGUACUCCAUCGCUAGCAGUGCCCUCGGUGACUUUGGAGACUCCAAAACCGUAAGCUGGCAUUAUCUUACCUUAUCUCAUUAUUUCCUUAAAUACGGCUUUGGGUUUAUGCAGUUCAAUGGUUUGGCUUGGCUUUUCUUGGGUGUUCCAACAAGUAGCUCACUGCUUUACAAGGAGGAAUUCGAGAAAAUGAAGGAGAAGGCCCCAGAAAACUUCAGACUGGACUUUGCUGUGAGCAGGGAGCAAACUAAUGAGAAAGGUGAAAAGAUGUACAUCCAGACCAGAAUGUCUCAAUAUGCUAAAGAACUAUGGACUUUACUCAAGAAAGACAAUACAUUUGUGUACAUGUGUGGACUCAAGGGCAUGGAGCAGGGAAUUGAUGACAUAAUGACUUCACUUGCUGAAAGAGAUGGUAUUAAUUGGGCAAAUUACAAAAAGCAGUUGAAGAAGGCAGAGCAAUGGAAUGUGGAAGUCUACUAAAAUUUUUGGUUUCUUUGUACAAAUAUGAGCAAGUAUAGUUUCUCUGCUCUACAUUCAUGUAGAUAGCGUUCUGCGAAUGCCCCUUUGGAAGUUGGAUUUUUGAGGGGUAUGGAUGAUAAACGUAUUGCUGAUUAACCUCCAUAUGAAAUAUUAGUCCCUGUGAACUGGAGUUUAUUGUUACAUACUAAUAUAGAGGAGCAUAGCAGAAAUCAAUUAUAAAGUUGGAUGGAGAUGUACACCACUGUAUUUCCUAUAAUGUUUUGUGUUUUAGUGAAUAAACAUAUCAGGAAUCGGAUAUAAUACUAAAUUACUAAUUGAGACUGCUUGUUUGGAUGAUUGUUACCUGUUAUAUUGUGCUGUAUGGUUAUUCUAUGUACAA